AUGUUUCACAAACCGAAUCAGAAUGAGAAUGAGCACAAAAGUCGUGGUCGUAACCAACCAAGAGGGUCUCGAGGAACGGAGAAAAGUACAUCUAGAUCCCAUACUAGAAACAUGUAUAGUCAUGAUGCAUCUCGCGAAACGCAAGUUGAUGAGCAUCGGCCCCCUAGAGCCACCCAUGCUCCGCCACAGCCUGAGGUAAACAUCGAAGCAACUUCUCACCCUCACCCUGCCCACGGGACCAGCACUUCGUACAUACCAGCCCAAUCCAGCAGAAUAGCUACUCCCUCCGCUCUAUGGUCGCCCCGAAACACCCCAACACACUUUACGAACCCCGAGACGGAGGACGCCUCUCAGUGGCUUUGCGGAGGUUGGGCUCCAAAGGACAACAUUUGCAGUCGCUGUGGGUCGACUGUUGAGGAUCGUCAAGAAUUUGAAGAGUUCUUGCAGGUCAAGCAGAUUGUAGCGCCGAAUAAACUCCAGACGAGAGAGAAUCAUUCCUCGGUUUUUUCGCCUCCUGCUGAAUCCGGGAACUGGAUCCAGAACCUCAAAGGAUAUUUGUGGUGGUCACAAGACAGCAUCCCGAAAUUAGAAAACGGUGCACGGGUACUUGAAAGAAAUCACCGCAGGGAACUUUGUAGUCUCAAUGAGGCACAUGAAAGGCAAGAACUCGAGCUGAAUAAACGCAUCAUAGUCUUGGAAAGAACUCUUGAAGAGCAAGAAAGCCGAAUUCAGAAAGCUCAAGCCGCUGCUCAGGUCAUGACGGAGCAGACAAAGUCCUUUGCCAUAUCUGACAGCGAGGUCGUGGUUUGGUUUGAAAGUAUGGCCGCCGAAGUAUACGACUGGACAAGAGCAUAUGCGUGCGACGAUUUGGAGGCUUUCUCCAGCAUUCCGGCGAACGAAUGGAACUCGCUGGGAAAGUUUGUGGUUGUGGAAAAUGGUCGUCUCCCUGAAGAGCUGCUAAGUAACACUGACGGUGCAGGCAUGCUUCUUCAGGGAAUGGCUAUGAACUACAUCUGUGCGACAGCAUUUUCAUCUCCAUGGUGGGUAUUUGAUGCCCUUGAGGACUUCGAUCUCGCUUUGAAUCUUGGCAACACGGAGCAGUUCUCACGAGACAAUAUUGAACCGCCCACCGAAAUCCAGAAUUUUGUGCACAAAGAAGUCCCCAAUGUCAAAGAGCACAUGGCCAAACUUUUUAAUCUGCUCCAAAACAUCCAAGAAGUAUCUAGUCACCAGUGGAGGGUGUCAUUGAUGAGAUUCUUCUCCACGAACGGGAUGGGAUCGUCCAAAAGGGCUGAGAAUCGAGAGGUGGCUGAGAAACUGGCCGCUGGCCGGGUCGGCCUAGCCAAGCGACUGACGGAGAAUUUCCUCGGCGGCCCAGCCCGAUAUCUACUCCAACAUUUGACAGAACAAGAAGGUCAUGAGUGCUUUGAGUGGCUUGUAGAUCAGAUUGACCGGGCUCUGACGAAGUCUACGCAUCUAUGGACUCAUAGGUCGUACAUGAAGUGCGUUGGCCUGGAGGGCGGCGGCCUCGACUUCCUUGACAUCACGUCGGAAGUUGCUAAACCUCAUCCAAUGCAUCAUCCAGGAGACCCAACUUCCUAUGAUGGCCUACCCAUCACAAUGUUAGUCCAGCCGGCAGUUGUUGUCUUCGGAACAGAGGAGGGAGAAGCCUAUCAGACAAUGAGGCGGGUCUGGAUGCCCGCCAGGGUAUUGCUCGGGCCCGCAGGCGCAGGUGCAGACUGCAAGGGUGGCAAGGAAAUUGAACUAUCAAAUUAG
Molecule: messenger RNA, 1776 nt
Organism: Pochonia chlamydosporia 170
Lineage: Eukaryota; Fungi; Ascomycota; Sordariomycetes; Hypocreales; Clavicipitaceae
Exons: 4
Coding region: 1-1776 (591 amino acids)
Source: RefSeq, a predicted model, not a curated record